CAUUAUGGCGGUUAGCGGCACCACAUCAUGCAAAGGCUUGUCACGUAUGAUGUUUUAUUCACAGGCGACGACCCCCAAAGGAUCAAUGUUGUUGCGGUUGAAAAAACCCAGAGACGAUCUACGACAUAGGCGGUCCACUUCAGAAGAUAAAAACUCAACACAACUGAACUUUUCAGGGUCUAGGUAUUACUGGAAGGCAGGUUGAUGGGUUGUACUUUUUUAUAUAAACAAUUUAUUGCCCUGAUUCUAAUUUUUUAAAUAAUAACUUUCAAAAAUCAAACAUUUAAUUUUUCUUUAAUUAAUGUUGAUAAUAACUAAUAAACUAAUAAAAACAUUUUAAUUUUCCAUAAAAUUAGUGAUCAUGGGUAUUUUGCUUUAAAUUUUGAUUAUCAUUUCCAAACAUUGUAUUUUAUAAAGUACUUAAUAAAGAAAUAU
Messenger RNA from Acyrthosiphon pisum (pea aphid), 435 nucleotides. RefSeq lists its product as uncharacterized. Lineage: Eukaryota; Metazoa; Arthropoda; Insecta; Hemiptera; Aphididae. The record is from RefSeq and is a predicted model, not a curated record.